This is a messenger RNA of Corapipo altera (White-ruffed manakin), 249 nucleotides long. It is a transcript of the gene NOP10, whose product is annotated as NOP10 ribonucleoprotein. The transcript has a single exon. The annotation marks the transcript as partial. Gene Ontology annotation, cellular component: box H/ACA telomerase RNP complex; box H/ACA snoRNP complex. The record is from RefSeq and is a predicted model, not a curated record. NCBI's taxonomy places the organism in Eukaryota, Metazoa, Chordata, Aves, Passeriformes, Pipridae. Gene Ontology annotation, biological process: positive regulation of telomerase RNA localization to Cajal body; ribosome biogenesis; rRNA pseudouridine synthesis. Gene Ontology annotation, molecular function: box H/ACA snoRNA binding; telomerase RNA binding.
GCUUUCAGGGGGGUUUUUGGGGGUCCCAAAGGGUAUUUUGGGGUCUCUGACCCCCCUUUUUUUGGCCCCCUCCAGAAGGUGUCCCCGGGGGGUCUCCCCACGUUCUCCGCCCACCCCGCCCGCUUCUCCCCCGACGACAAAUUCUCCCGCCACCGUUUGGCCCUAAAACGACGUUUUGGGAUCCUGCCCACCCAGAAGGGACGGGCCCUGCUCUGAGGGGGGACCCCAAAAACCCCCCAAAAACCCACC